This is a messenger RNA of Prunus persica (peach), 1943 nucleotides long. RefSeq lists its product as uncharacterized. Bases 340 to 882 code for a protein of 180 amino acids. NCBI's taxonomy places the organism in Eukaryota, Viridiplantae, Streptophyta, Magnoliopsida, Rosales, Rosaceae. The record is from RefSeq and is a predicted model, not a curated record. The transcript has 2 exons.
AGAGAGAGAGAGAGAGAGAGAGAGAGAGUGAUUCUGGUUGCAGUUGCAGAAAUGUUAGACAAAGAAAAGGUUAUAUAUAAUCUGGGCAUUUGAGAUCAGAUCGGUCAAGCUUGUUGUGCUUCCAUUACUACACAUAUACAGUCACAGAGCUUUCUUUCUGAUAUCACAAUCAAGUCAAUCAACCCAACCCAACCCAACCCAUGAGAUGAGCUCUAAUCCAUCACCAUCACCAUCACUAUCAAGACAAGAAUCUUCCUUCCAUAUCUCCUGGACUUAGUUGCAGUGAAAGUGAAGAAGCUUUGAUCUGCUUUCUUCUCCAGUCCAGGUCAGAUAAUCCAAAUGGACGAGAUUAACCCACCUCGGUCGUCACGUAAACGCGGGACGUCAUCCGAUCAUCAGGGCGACACAUCCUCAGCGGCAAGACCCACAACCCCAAGGGAGAGCCGGUACGCCGUGGAUGACGCGGGGGACCGGAUAGAGUGCUCUGGCAAGUAUUGCAAGUCAUGCAGCGGCGCUUUGAUAGCCGACUGCGUGGCACUCUGCUGCUGCCCAUGCGCUUUGCUGAAUCUUCUCACUCUUGCCUUCGUUAAAGUGCCCUGGAUGGUGGGCAGGAAGUGUUUGGGACUGGGGAAAUCCAAAGGGCAAAAGCGUAAAAGCAAGAGAAAAUGCAGCAGUAUUGAUGAUGAUGAUGAUCAUCAUCAUCGGUGUGAGGUGGAGAGAAAAGAAGAGGAAAGAAUGCCAGAAAUUUCAUCAGACCAAAUGGAGUGUGUGAGUGCCAGGCUGGAGGCAGAGAGGGUUUGGUUAGAAUUGUACCAGAUUGGUCAUCUGGGUUUUGGUAGGGUGUCUUUCAGUGGUAUGCAAUCUCUGGGUAAGGCCAAUUAGGGAAGAUAAUUUAUUGUAUACCUUUGUUGGUUUUAUUUUGUACACUUGGGAGAUAUAUAGGGUUUUUUCUGCACUAAUUUCCUUCAUAUAUUCAUAAUAUUAAUGUAACAUUUAUGGAGUAGAGAUAAUUUUAUAUUUGGAAAUUCCAAAAUAUUUGAAUUUUAAAAAGAAAGCUCUGUUCCAAAUUUCCAAUUUGUAUUUUCAUUUUCUUGCUGUUAAAGUAUCGUUAUCAUUUGUCUUUAAAUGGUGGGAUUAUAUUGCAGAGACUCAUAGAGGAAAUAUGGUUGCCUGCUGCCAAGAGAAAACUCGCACUUGCCUAUCUUUUUGAAGGAAAAAGAUAAUAGGCCUAUAGGAACUUGGCAAGUAAAUCUUCUUUGUUAUUGUUUUUUUUUUUUUUUUUUUUUUUUUUUUUUGUUGUUGGUUGUUUUCGACUUUUUGGAAAGAGUUUGAGUCUUAAUACGUGAGGAAUUAUGAAUCCGAUCAAUUUGAAGUUGGGUUUGGAUUAAGUUUUGGGUUUUACUAUAUAAGGACAAAUAGGAAGGCACCAAGAUAAAAUGGUCCCGUUCUUAAACAUUUGGACAAAUCAAUUCAGUUACUGUCCGACAUUGAGAUGAAUUAACCCUUAUGUUACUGUCAGACAAUGACAUUGAACAACUCUCGAGUUACUGUUCGACAAUGGCAUAAGAGUUAUUUCAUAUUAUUGUCGAAUAGUGACUAGACCAAUUUGUCUAAUUUUGGAGGGGUUGAAUCAUUUAAACAUUUUAUCUUAUGUGAAGGAAUUUUUUUGUUUUUUUCGUUUUUUUAUAUAAUCAUUUUCUGUUAAGUUUUUGGAUUCUCAAGAAUCUCAACGUCGGCUUAUUUCACCUCUAAUCAUUUUAUUUUCAUUCCACGAAUUACCCUCUGAUUAUUGCGGACAAUGAACAAGCCCAUGUCCGAUUAAAAUAAAUAAAUCCAAGUUGAUCAUUGUAAAAAAGAGAGCCCAAUUUGGAGUUGAACCAAGCCCAAAUGCCCAAUGCAAGGCAAAUAUUUUGAAUUAAGUUUUUUAUUUUAUUUUAUACAAA